ACGCGCAUUGCGAGCAACCAGUUGCGGCGAUGAACAAGUCAGCGAGCGCACAAAGAACAAAGCUAAAAAAAAAGAAUUAAAAAAUUGGUAAAAAGUAAAACACGCGGCACGCGGCUAAGAAUAACUAAAAACAUAAGAACAAUAAAAAGUGCUUUAUCAGCAAGCGAGAGUUUAAUUUUUUUCUUUAUUCAAAAGAAGCUCCUUUGGAAAUUGAGACAAACAUCUCGUGAAAAAAGCGCAUUCUUACAUCAAGAAGCUAUAUAGAAAAUAAAAUGGAGAACGUGAGAACUUUCUUUUCUGGACAAAACAAAGAUGGAACUUUGACAAAUAAUCAGCGAAACGGUGGGUUAAAUCCGUUUACUGGGCGCAUCGUGCCUGCCGGCAUAGGCAGCGGACUGCAAGGCAAUAUGAGCCCACAUAGUGACGGAGUGGAUGUUAAAACUCAUCACGAAGUCAAGCGGAAAGAUAGCGACAGUUAUUUCUAUAUAAUGUGGCGCUCGUAAAUCGCAUCAUUAGUUGACUAGACUCCAACGCAACUUGUUAUUCUAAAGUUACCUGCAGUCAACUUACACAACAUCUAUAAACUUAUAUAUUCAAUUAAAAUAAUUUAUUUUUUACAUAUAUGUAUAUAUCUUUUGUGAACAUACAUAUGUACGUAAAUUUAUAAGUUGCAUAAAAUUUUAUAUGCUAGUGAUAUUAGUUUUAGAUUUUUUUUUUACAUUUGUAUUUACACAUACAGAACUAA
Messenger RNA from Anastrepha ludens (Mexican fruit fly), 745 nucleotides. RefSeq lists its product as uncharacterized. The record is from RefSeq and is a predicted model, not a curated record. Bases 273 to 503 code for a protein of 76 amino acids. Lineage: Eukaryota; Metazoa; Arthropoda; Insecta; Diptera; Tephritidae. The transcript is spliced from 3 exons.